AUGGUGGGAUUAUAACCAUAAGGGAAGAGAGUUAAAUCCAAAAACUAGGAGCUGUAGCCUCAUUCCAAAGACCUUGCUGACUCAAGCCACUCUCGAGAUGAUGUUGAAUUAUUUAACUUAGUAUAACAAGAACUUUGGCUUCUUUGUAAGAUUUAUCGUUUUGUUAAGAUUAGAAUAGAUAUACUAACUUUAGAUUAGAAGUAAUCAACCAUUUUAAUUAUUCUAGGUUAAAUUUCUAUCGAAAACAGCACUCUCCUCUUUUAUUGCCACCUUUAGAUUCACUUUAUAUUCAAAAUAUAUACUAGAUUUUAUAAACUAAGUUAAGUUUUGUUUUUGAAGAUAAAAAGUAUUUCUCCCCCACAAGUAUAUAAAUUCAUUAUAUCAAAAAAAAUCAAAAAAGACCUUCACAUAAAAUGAAAUGGACAUCCUUAUCCCAAGUAGUAUCUAUUGGAAUUACAACUCAAUUUAAACAAAUGGAAGUCUGUUAAAGGUAUUGGGAGGGAAUUAAAUUAUAUUUUACAUCUUUUAAAAGUAUGAUUUUCGAAAUCAUCAGAAAAGAACAGAAUGUGCAAUCAGAUUUCAACAUUGUUAAAAUAUUCAAGAUUUAAUGGGAUCUGUUAGGUAAUGUAAAUAAUGAAUUAUAGCAAUUUAUUAAUCGGAAAAUUUCCCAAUUAAAGAAAUAGAUUGUAAAUUAGAAUGA
Messenger RNA from Paramecium octaurelia, 700 nucleotides. The record is from the annotation of a GenBank genome assembly. Lineage: Eukaryota; Ciliophora; Oligohymenophorea; Peniculida; Parameciidae.